AUGGCGCGCCCCGAGCUCCAGCUGCUGCUGCCGAAGCCCUUCUCGCUGCUGGCUCUGCUCGCCGUCGCCCUGCUGCUCCAGGGACGCGCCGGCAGCGCGGCUCCCUUGCAGGGCAGCGGGACCCCGAUGGCCAAGAUCUAUCCCCGAGGCAGCCACUGGGCAGUGGGUCACUUCAUGGGGAAAAAGAGCACUGGAGAGUUCCCUUAUAUAUAUGAAGAGCAAAACGAAACUCCCUUCUCUUCGCUACCCGAUGAUGCCAAGCAGCUGGGAGACACUUGGCACCGGGGAGAGAAAUACAAACAGAUCCUCAAGAUUCUCGAGGGGAACGAAAGCCAAGGUGCUCAGGUCCUCAGGGAAGAAUUGCCCUUUCCCCGCAAGGGGGCUUGGGAGGCAGAGGACAGCAGCAGUUUCAAAGAAAUGAUGGAUUACCUGCUGCAAGUGAUGGAUAGAAAAGAAACCUCUCCAAGUUGAAGUGACUGUGACCCAACACCGAAGGCAUAGAGUAAUAUCCUUAAGAGACUAUGGUUUUUCAUUUUGUUGUAUAUGAUAAUGUAUGAAUUAUCUUUUGUGUUAAACACAUUUUUCCUUUGGUGUAAAAUAACCUGUUCACUUGUAUUCCUAACAAUGACUACACUUCGGAGUGCUUUCCCCCCUUCCAAGCAGCAUUUUUUUCUCAUUUUGAACUGCUUUGUUGUACAUAAUUGUCAAUGAAGGGUCUUCCAAUUCUCUGAUGGUACUUUGCCAUUUUCCUCUCUGAUCACUUCAUCUUUUAUGUUACAAUCAUUCAGCAUCUCAGCAUUCACAAUAAAUGAG
Molecule: messenger RNA, 813 nt
Organism: Elgaria multicarinata webbii
Lineage: Eukaryota; Metazoa; Chordata; Lepidosauria; Squamata; Anguidae
Gene: GRP
Product: gastrin releasing peptide
Exons: 3
Coding region: 1-471 (156 amino acids)
Biological process (GO): neuropeptide signaling pathway
Molecular function (GO): neuropeptide hormone activity
Source: RefSeq, a predicted model, not a curated record